Rodentolepis nana is the source of this 786-nucleotide messenger RNA. The record is from the annotation of a GenBank genome assembly. Lineage: Eukaryota; Metazoa; Platyhelminthes; Cestoda; Cyclophyllidea; Hymenolepididae.
AUGUUGUAUCAGGUUGACCUUAAGAAUCUCUUUGGAAAGAAUCGUCCACGUGAACCAAGCCUUGAAGCCUGUGAUGCCAAGCAAGCCUAUGCCACUGGUAGAGGUAUUCAACCGCAUGGAGUUAGAGUUCGUGACCUUGCCGACUUCAAAGUUCACACUGAAGAUGCCGGGGAAGGUGUUCUAGAAGCCACUGUUGUUGGUCCGAAUGGACGUGAAGAGAAGUGCCAACAGAGGAAGAUUGGACCUUACACCUACGAAUGCGUCUACACUCCACAAGUUGCAGGACCUCACACUGUAAAUGUCCGCUAUGGCGGCGAUCACAUCAUGUUGAGUCCUUUCAAGGUCGAUGUUGGACCCUACAAGGAGACACGAAUCCGCGCAUUUGGACCGGGUUUGAUCAGUGGAAUCGUCAAUAAACCUGCGGUCUUUGUUGUUGAAACGAAUGGCGAGACAGGAGCACUUGGAUUCUCAAUUGAGGGACCAAGCGAAGCUCGCAUCGACUGUGCAGACAACGGGGAUGGAUCGGCAACUGUCGUCUACUGGCCCACAGUUCCAGGCGAAUACGCUGUCCACAUUCUCUGCAACGACGAGAACAUUCCAAAGUCUCCGUACAUGGUGCCGAUUUCUGCUGAUACAGGCAAAUGCGAUCCUAAUGCUUGUUUUUUUUUAAAAAUUACUCCUCACUUCCCUGAAGAUCUUCAACUUGGUCCAGUUUUUGGCAUUUUUCUCGGCAUGCUGUGCAGUCCAGAUUGGUUCUUCUCUAGGAAAACCUUCCACUUCCCUUAA